Messenger RNA from Aspergillus homomorphus CBS 101889, 1276 nucleotides. Its product is annotated as cupin domain-containing protein. Lineage: Eukaryota; Fungi; Ascomycota; Eurotiomycetes; Eurotiales; Aspergillaceae. The transcript has a single exon. Bases 143 to 1204 code for a protein of 353 amino acids. The record is from RefSeq and is a predicted model, not a curated record.
ACAGUCAGAGUCGAAAGAAAUACGAUGAUGUCAGUGACACGCUCCUCACCGUGGACCUCAGUAGCAUAUAAGCCCACCCAGGUCGUUAUCUUGAGAGCAAUGCUUCAACCCAUUCCAUCCUUUUCUUUACCCACUGCUCAAAAUGGCGACAACCUCUGACAACUCUCCUCAUGUGGCUUCCCUCCUGCACAAAAAGCCGCACUAUCACUCUGAACUGGGCUCGAUUCAAGCAGUGACUGCCGACGACUUGCCCAUCCUCAAGAACUUAUCUAUUAAACGCCUGCGUCUGGCUCGGAAUGCCAUUCGAGAACCCCACUGGCAUGCCAACGCCAACGAGCUAGCCUACUGCCUAACGGGCCAAGUUCUAAUCUCUAUUCUUGACAGCGGCAAUGAAUUCUCCAUCUUUACCUUGACCAAAGGCGAGAUGUUCUUCGUGGAAUCGGGCUCCCUGCACCACAUCGAAAACAUCGGCGACGAAGAAGCUGAGCUGAUCAUCUGCUUUCGCCAUGAGCGUCCCACCGAUUUCUCACUGGCCGCCUCGCUGGGGGCGAUGAGUGAUACGGUCCUGGGCAAUACCUACGAUCACCGCACGUCUGACUGGCAAGGCAUCGCCCGCGACACCCAAACCAAGUACAUGGUCCGACGUCAGGGCCAAGCCGACUUACCCCGAACUGCUUACCUCCCAAACCGACACAAAUUCGACGUCGAAGGCAUGACGCCCCCGACCUCCCAUGGCUUUGGUACCGCUCGGACUGCCAAGAGCCAAUUCUGGCCAGCGCUACCCAACAUGUCCAUGUAUUCCCUGCGCGUGGAGGAAGACGGCAUGCGGGAGCCGCAUUGGCAUCCGUCCACGGCCGAGAUGGGCUAUGUGGCCGAGGGCACCGGUCGCAUGUCGGUCAUGGACCCGGAUGGAUCGGUGGACACCUAUCUCCUGAAACCCGGAGAUGUGUACUAUGUCCCGGUUGCGUAUCCGCACCAGAUCGAGGCCGUGGGAGACGGCAAGAUCCACUUUCUGAUUUUCUUCGAUCAGCCAAUGCCCCAAGACGUGGGCUACAGGAAUGCGGCGACGCUUCUGACCCGGGAAAGUAUGGCUGCCACAGUUGGUCGCGAUGUCAAAGAUCUUCCUCAGUUUCCUCACACCCCGAAGGAUCCUCUGAUUGUGAAGAAGCGAAAUGCAGUUGAUCCGGUGAAGGCGAAGUUGUGAUUCAUGUGUGAUCUUUUGGUUGUGAGACCGAGGACGGUCAGAUUCAACGAAUUCAAUGGCAAGUAAUGGGAG